AUGGGACUAUCAUGGAGCUCAUUGAUAGAGACCGCUCUCGACCAACUGCGGGAAGCACGGAAGCCUCAGGUGGAGCCACAAAGAUUCCUGGCUCAGCUUGAGAUUGUUGCUACACUCUUGAGAGUCGACCUCACCGAUCGCAGCUACCGCAACAACUUCACGCCGAACUAUCGGGUCCUGUUCGACCGUCCAGGUCGCCGACUUUACAUCUACGAGCUCUUCAACUGCUUCGACUGCGAGCCCAUCUUCGUGAACGGCAAGCUCAUCCGGAUCAGUCAGGAGGCGCGACAGAAGGGUAAGCUCUUGAAGCGGUGCUACCACGAGUUGCUGGAGACCGUCGAUGCCUACUUCCUGGUUGGGGCCAUCCCAGACCUGGAGAAGAUGCGGACGCUGCUGGCCCGCUUUGACAAAACCUGGGUGGACUUUGAGAAGCUCUACUUUGAGGAGCUCUUCAAAAUCGAGGCUGAAGCAAGGGCGCCAGUGGUUCGGGCCAUGCAGCUGGAGCACAAGCUGCGGAGCCUGGAAGCCUCCGACACGCCGCAGCUGGAGGUCUUGGUGUCUUCCAUCCGAGACAGACCGCCCACGAGAUACAACGAGCGCUUUGAGGUCCUGAAACAGCUGGUCCAGCUGACGGCAGGCCUCAACAACUGCGCGAACGUCGCAGGUCGCGGCCGAGACGACCUGAGCAUGGACGUCCUCGUGGCAGCGGCAGAUCGCUGGGCUCUGGCGAAGUCUCUGAAGCCAAGUAACGAGCUCGAGACAUAUCACUGCAAAGUGCAGCGCGUACUGUCCAGCCGCGUACUGCAACACUUCGCAGACCUUCGGAAAUACUUCGGCUCCAUCAGCGACAUCUGGAAGGAGGUGCCCUUAUCCGAAAAGAUCUGA
Molecule: messenger RNA, 885 nt
Organism: Symbiodinium sp. CCMP2592
Lineage: Eukaryota; Dinophyceae; Suessiales; Symbiodiniaceae
Source: the annotation of a GenBank genome assembly